CCGGGUUUCUAGCUCUUCAGAAAAGGUAACUCUCGGUCAUUUCUGGUAGAGACACGAUUGACCCGGUUUUCUUCGCCUCUGAAGGUUCAACAUUGUGAGGAGAGUGGACUAAACAUUUUCAUGCUGUAAUUGUUGGAUUCUAAAAAGCGUUUACUCUAGAGGGCAUUUCUCUUUCUGAGCCUUCCAGUCCAACACAUCUAAAUCAUUUCUGGGACCAGCACACUAUUAUUCAAAACUAUCCUGACCACGGCUGCUCCAUAGUUCCCUUCCACACGCUCCAUCCCAGAGAACAGUAUGGGUCUCCAGGCAGACUCCAAACUCCAAACUGUCCUCCUUUUUCCAAUCCACUUUCUGGUAUGGCUGUACUCCGUCCUGUCCUUUCUUCCCUGGUACUACAUCACCGGUGCUGGAGAAAAAAAAGCUCUGUCGAAGAGGAUAAAAGCCCGCUCCACUUCAGGCUGUGCCGAGGGGCCGUACCGCUCCGUGGAUCACUUCGAUGCCUUGGCCAGGGAGGACUUUCCGGGCAAGGACACACUGGAUAAGCUGAUGUAUCACGCUGUGCAGCACUUUGGAACAGAGCACUGUCUCGGCACCAGAGAAGUUCUGAGUGAAGAGAAUGAGGUUCAACCCAGCGGAAAAGUUUUUAAGAAGCUGAUCCUGGGGGAGUACAAAUGGCUCUCCUACAAUGAAGUGGACUCUAUAGUCAGUGACUUUGGGAGCGGACUGGCAGCUGGGCAGCAGCCCAAAAGCAGCAUUGCAAUAUUUUGUGAGACGAGAGCCGAGUGGAUGAUCACUGCCCAGGCGUGCUUCAGGCGCAAUUUCCCCUUGGUGACCUUCUAUGCCACACUGGGAGAGGAGGCAAUCGCAUUUGGUCUGAACGAGACCGGAGUUACACAUCUAGUUACCAGUGCGGAACUGCUCCAGACCAAACUGAAAAAUGUGCUCCCUCUGAUCCCAAAGCUGAAGCACGUGAUCUACGUGGGCCAGAAGAAAGUGAGCACAAAAGGCUUCCCGGCAGGACUCUCCAUCCACAGCAUGCAGGCCGUCCAAGAGCUGGGCGUGCUGCCUGAGAACAUUGGGAGGGAGAUUGUGAAGCCUCAGCCGUCUGAUCUGGCCGUGGUGAUGUACACCAGCGGCUCCACAGGCAGACCCAAAGGAGUCAUGAUUGUCCACAGUAACCUCAUCGCAGGAAUGACGGGCCAGUGUGAGCGCAUCCCUGGACUCGGGCCUAAAGACACGUACAUCGCCUACCUGCCCCUCGCUCAUGUCCUGGAAAUGACCGCUGAAAUCUCCUGUGUCACAUACGGCUGUCGGAUCGGCUACUCAUCCCCCCAGACACUGUCCGACCAGUCCACGAAGAUAAAGAAAGGAAGUAAAGGAGACAGCUCGGUGCUCAAACCCACCCUGAUGGCAGCUGUGCCGGAAAUCAUGGAUCGCAUCAACAAGAAUGUGAUGAGCAAAGUGCAGGAAAUGAGUUUCAUCCAGAAGACGCUGUUUACUCUGGGCUACAGAUAUAAACUGGAGCAGAUCAAGAGGGGCUAUGACGCACCACUCUGCAAUGCCCUGCUGUUCCGGAAAGUGAAGAAACUUCUGGGAGGACGGGUGAGGAUGAUGCUGUCCGGAGGCGCCCCCCUCUCCUCGGCCACGCAGAGAUUCAUGAACAUUUGUUUCUGUUGUCCUGUGGGUCAGGGCUACGGCCUCACUGAGACCUGUGGAGCAGGCACCAUCACAGAGGUUGCGGACAUCAGCACUGGGCGUGUUGGAGCUCCUGUUAUCUGCUGUGAAGUCAGACUCAGGGACUGGGCUGAAGGUGGCUACACCAGGAAAGACAAGCCGAACCCUAGAGGGGAGAUCCUUAUCGGCGGCCCCAAUGUAACCAUGGGUUACUACAGGAACGAAAGCAACGAUCAGGACUUUUUCGCGGAUGAAAAGGGUCAGAGAUGGUUCUGCACCGGUGAUGUUGGAGAGGUUUACCCAGACGGCUGUCUACAGAUAGUGGAUCGCAAGAAGGACUUGGUGAAACUGCAGGCGGGCGAGUACGUGUCUCUGGGUAAGGUCGAGUCCGCUCUGAAGAACUGCUCCAUCAUAGAAAACAUCUGUGCUUAUGCCAACAGUGAGCAAAACUACGUGAUCAGCUUUGUGGUUCCCGACCAGAAGAGGAUGACAGAACUGGCCAGAAAGAAAGGCAUUGUGGGAGAAUGGGAGGAGAUCUGCACUCACCCCGACAUGGAGAGAGAAGUUCUGAAGGAGAUCAAGGAGGUUGCUGCUAACAUAAAACUCCAGCGAUUUGAGAUUCCAGUGAAGGUUCACCUGAGUCCAGAGCCAUGGACACCUGAGACAGGUCUGGUCACAGAUGCUUUCAAGUUGAAGAGAAAAGAGCUGAAGAACCACUAUAUCCACCACAUAGAGAGAAUGUACGGAGGCAAAUAACUGCUCAACGUCACCUAAGAGUCUCCAUUGUAUCUGUAACAAUGUAAAAAAUCUUCCCGGUACCCAAUUUGAUUUUUAAUGCUAUUUGUGUACCACUGGCGUUGACUUGAAUAUGUCUUGAAAAGAAAAGCUGUAGAUAGUGGUCGAUCCAUGUGUGCUGCUUUCUAUUCUCGUAUAUAUGAGUUCUGAUUGUCAAAAGAAAUGCACUCAACUUGCAACUUGUAUGCCAUGAAGAGUCUGAAAUCGUUACAGCGCUUAACUGCCAUUCACUUAAAUCUGCUGGCACCGGUUGUAGCUGAUUUAAAGAAAACGUACCACUGUCCUCUAUAUGUUGCUGAUGCUUUGUUGUUACUUUCACUUGAAAAUCUGAACAACUGUUAUCAUCACGGAGGCUUUUUUUUGUCCUGUAAAGUUGAGUACUGAUGUUACUGUGCCUUCAGUCUGCAGUACUUGUGUAGUCACGCAGAAGUUUGAGCUAAAUUAUUUAAACAAAUAGGUUUGUGCUUUGUAACAAAAAUGGGUUAACUGCCAUUUUAUGUUUACUUGAGGGGAACUAUACCCACCGCGAGAUCCACCGACAUUGAUCAUACAGACUAAAACAUACAUGUGAUGUCUGCUUAGCCACUGUUAUUUUUCCUGACCAAUGUUUUAUUUAUUUUAUUUGUCAACUUAUUCAAUAAGUAAGACCAUGUGUGUGAACAUAAGUGACUCAGGAAGCUCAACAAAUGCUUUAAUAUAUGAAUUGUCAAAUAAUGGCUUACUGUAUACAGUCAUUUUGUUGAAGUUCUUGUGGGCACCUUAUUUAUUUAAGAGCAGGCAUGCUUGUCUCCUAACCAACAAUAAUACUGUGUGUAUUUUACCUCAGUUAACGUACAAUUUGGUAUCAUAAGGUUAUCCGAAGUGGAGUCUAUUCAUUUAAUAUAGGAAUGUUUUUAAUGUGUUUUUCCAAGUGUUGUCGUGUCAGUGUAUUUGCAUCAUUCAAAUCUUUUAAGGGUGCAGACAUUGGCCGUCGCUACAUAGUUUGGUGAUACUGUCUGUAUUUAUUAUGAUCACAUGCCUGGUUCAACAUUUCAAGAAUAAACCCUUUUUUUUUUCGCAUA
Molecule: messenger RNA, 3530 nt
Organism: Eleginops maclovinus (Patagonian blennie)
Lineage: Eukaryota; Metazoa; Chordata; Actinopteri; Perciformes; Eleginopidae
Gene: acsl4a
Product: acyl-CoA synthetase long chain family member 4a
Biological process (GO): neuron differentiation; long-chain fatty acid metabolic process; long-chain fatty-acyl-CoA metabolic process
Cellular component (GO): endoplasmic reticulum; plasma membrane; lipid droplet
Molecular function (GO): arachidonate-CoA ligase activity
Source: RefSeq, a predicted model, not a curated record